This is a messenger RNA of Lasiodiplodia theobromae, 720 nucleotides long. Its product is annotated as Exported protein-like protein. NCBI's taxonomy places the organism in Eukaryota, Fungi, Ascomycota, Dothideomycetes, Botryosphaeriales, Botryosphaeriaceae. The transcript has a single exon. The record is from RefSeq and is a predicted model, not a curated record. The coding region runs from base 1 to 720 and encodes 239 amino acids.
AUGCGCUGCCUAUCCUCCGCCCUUCUCCUCUGCUGCCUGGGCCUCACCACCCUCGCCGCGCCCGCUCCGGCACCCAUCCCAUCACCCGAGCCCACCGCCAUCGCUCUCGGCCCUGCUGCCCUCGACCCCCGCGCCGCCGAAGUCGUCUCCGAUCCAAAGGAGCCGGGCAUCACCAAACGCGAGGCGCUCAUGCCCGCCAUCACUGCUCGUGCCGUCGAAGUCAACACCAAGCCCAACGCGCCGGAAAACAGCAAACGCGCGGCCGAUCCCAUGCCGACGGAUGGAGCAGGCGGCCCCGUGAGCAAACGCGAGGCUGAUCCCAUGCCGACGGAGGGAGCAGGCGGCCCCGUGAGCAAGCGCGCACCGGCGCCGCAGCCGUCGGACCCGAUCCCAGAGCCGUCGAAGCCCCCUCCGGGCGUGAGCAAGCGUGAGGCUGCGCCUGCGCCUGAGCCGACGGACCAGAAGGAGGGCCCGCCGGACGUGACCAAGCGCGAGGCUGCGCCUGCGCCUGAGCCGACGGAGGGGGGCAACGUGAGCAAGCGCGCCCCAGAGCCGCAGCCGUCGGACCCGAAUACCCCAAAGCCGUCGGACGCCCCGCCGAAGGCGAGCAAGCGUGAGGCUGCGCCUGCGCCCGAGCCGACGGAUCAGAAGGAGGGCCAGCCGGACAUGAGCAAGCGCGAGGCUGCGCCGCUGCCGCAGGCGACGGGGGGUUCGUCGUGA